This is a messenger RNA of Humulus lupulus (European hop), 780 nucleotides long. RefSeq lists its product as uncharacterized. The record is from RefSeq and is a predicted model, not a curated record. The coding region runs from base 1 to 780 and encodes 259 amino acids. The transcript has a single exon. NCBI's taxonomy places the organism in Eukaryota, Viridiplantae, Streptophyta, Magnoliopsida, Rosales, Cannabaceae.
AUGAACAAAAUAGGAUUCAUCGAUGGUACUAUUCCUAAACCCCUUCCUUCUGACAAUGCCAUGUAUAAUGCCUGGUACAGGAACAACAAUAUUCUCAUCUCGUGGAUCUUAAAUUCUGGAUCCAAGGACAUAUCAGCGAGCAUCAUUUACGAUGAAUCAGCUUUGGAAAUAUGGCAGGACCUUAAGACCCAUUUUCAGAGGAGAAAUGGACCUCACAUCUUCAAUCUUCGACGGGCUUUGAUGAAACUCAAGCAAGAUAUUCAAUAUGUUAGCAGCUACUAUACAAAUUUGAAAUCGCUAUGGGAAGAACUCUCUCAGUACCGCCCUUCUUGCACUUGCAACAAAUGUACCUGUGGAGGAGUCAAAUCGCUUCAAGAACACUACAACAUGGAGUAUGCCAUGUCUUUUCUCAUGGGGCUUAAAGAAUCCUACUCUCAAGUCAGAGGAAACAUUCUUCUAAUGGAUCCUUUACCCUCAAUGAGUAGUGUGUUUAAUCUAGUCACACAAGAAGAAAACCAAAGGGACGAAGGGACUCAAUCUACUCAGUCAGACUCAACAAGCAAUCCAUCUAUGGCCUGUGCCUUUUCAGGUUUGAAAAAUAAUCCUUCCAAACUUGAUUCUGGUCAGUAUAAGCAAUACCCACCAUGCAAGAACAGACCCUUUUUUUCUCACUGUAACAUUCAUGGUCACACCAUUGAGAAAUGUUACAAGAUUCAUGGUUAUCCUCCUGGCUACAACAAGCCACGAAACAACACUCCAGCUGCUGCAAAUCAACUUUAA